AUGGCUUUCCGUCCAGGGCUGCGGGCGCCCAGGAGGAGGGGCAUCGGAGGCGGGGUGGCCGUGCGGGCGGCCCUCGACGCGGGGAGCGCCCACCAUGCCGUCGAGUCGAUCAUCAGGGCCGCGCAGCCUGGCCUGCAACUGCACCUUGCGGAGAUGGGCGGCCACGCGCUGAACCUCAUGCACAGCCUCGCGGAAGGGGCUGAUGCCGCGGUGGACGCAGCGGCGGGGAUGGACGUGAGCGAUGCCGCUGCCACCGUUGCCGGCGCCGCGGGCGACGCCACACAGGCCGCCGCCGACGCGGCGGCGAACGGAUCGGGCGGGGGUGCCUUCGAGUUUCUGGCUGUGGCGUUCACCGAAUUCCUCAAGAUCAUCGACAAUGGGUUUGAGCUGCUGAGCGUUCCUUAUUCAUAUGGCUUUUCCAUCAUUGCACUGACAAUAAUUGUCAAGGUGGCCACUUUCCCAUUGACAAAGCAGCAGGUCGAGUCGUCGAUCAGCAUGCAAGCUCUCCAGCCCAGGAUCAAGGAGAUGCAGGAAAAGUACAAAAAUGACCCUGAGCGGCUGCAGCAAGAGACAGCGGCACUUUACCAGGAGGCUGGCGUUAACCCCCUAGCAGGCUGCCUGCCCACGCUUGCCACCAUCCCUGUUUUCAUCGGGCUUUAUCGGGCGUUGCUGCUGGCAGCAGAUGAAGGGCUGCUGAAGGACGGCUUCUUUUGGAUACCCUCGCUGGCAGGGCCGACGUCCAUAUCAGCCAGACAAGCGGGCCUUGGACUACAAUGGCUGCUGCCCUUCGAGAAUGGGGCGCCACCAAUUGGCUGGGAAGAUGCGACUGCCUACCUUGUGCUCCCGGUGUUGCUCAUCAUCUCGCAAUACAUCUCACAGGCUAUCAUACAGCAGAAGAAUGAGGACCCGUCGCAGCAGGGUGUCCAGACUCUGCUCAAGUUUCUACCUCUGUUGCUAGGUUGGUUUUCCCUGAAUGUUCCUUCGGGCCUGACACUGUACUGGAUCACAAACAACAUUCUAUCAACGGGACAGCAAGUGUAUCUGAAGAGUAAUGCAGCAUCUGCUCAGGAGACAAAGUCCUACUCCUCCUCAACAAUGCCGUCCUCGACGACCAUUACCAGGCCUCCGAAGGACGUCAUCGAUGUGACACCAUCUGGCCAGGAGAUGGGUUCACGACGUUCAGCAAAGCAGAUUGCUGCGGCUGCAGAAAGGAAGGCCCAGGAAGGACGCUCAACAGGGGAAAAGUUUAGGGCUCGAAAAGUGAAAGAAUCUGCCAAAAAGGCUGCGACCUUGGCUGCCACAAGGCAGGAACCACUCUCUCCGGAGAAGAUCAGUGUCCCGGAUGCCACAAGCGCCAACGCACCCCCACUGGACAUUGGCAUGAAGUCGGCACCUCUCCUGGAUAUCGGGGCCGACGUUCCAUCCGCUCAGGAAGCGCCUGCACUGGACGCCAAAGUGGAAGUGAUCGCCCCGAACGGCGGGGCAGCUGAUGAAGAGACGCUUUCCUCUACACCAACUGCCUCUGGCGCUGAAGCUGGUGAUGAAGAUAAUGAGACUGUCUUGAAGGCAGAGGUGGAGGCUGGAAAAGUGACACAAGCUGCCGCUGUUGCGGCUCCAGGCGCAAGGAAACCAGGGAAACGACGAAAGAAGAAGGGCAAGAGAAAGGCAAGGGGCCGGUAG
Messenger RNA from Ostreobium quekettii, 1680 nucleotides. Lineage: Eukaryota; Viridiplantae; Chlorophyta; Ulvophyceae; Bryopsidales; Ostreobiaceae. The record is from the annotation of a GenBank genome assembly.